Molecule: messenger RNA, 1654 nt
Organism: Nelumbo nucifera (sacred lotus)
Lineage: Eukaryota; Viridiplantae; Streptophyta; Magnoliopsida; Proteales; Nelumbonaceae
Product: phosphoribulokinase, chloroplastic-like
Biological process (GO): carbohydrate metabolic process
Molecular function (GO): phosphoribulokinase activity; ATP binding
Source: RefSeq, a predicted model, not a curated record
CUCUCUCUCUCUCUCUCUCUCUAGUCUAUAUCUCUUCCAUCCCCAUUUCAUGUGUCUUGAUAGAAGCAGCUAAAUUCACAGAACCGACCCCAGAACUUCUCCCCUCAGAAGAUUCUAAGAGGCCUCUGUACAGAAACAAUGGCUAUGUGCACAGUCUACACAGCCCAUUCUCUGAACUCAAGCUGUUCAAUCUCCACACCAACAAAGACUCAGUUGGGUUUUCACCAAAAACAAGUAUUCUUUUACAGCACCGUCAAGAAAACCAGCAGGAGGGGCAGCAGCAACUCGUCAGAGAUCACAUGCUCAGCAGAAUCAAAGACAGUUGUGAUUGGGUUAGCAGCAGACUCGGGAUGUGGGAAGAGUACCUUCAUGAGGAGAUUGACAAGUGUGUUUGGUGGUGCAGCCGAGCCACCCAAGGGUGGAAACCCAGACUCAAAUACCUUGAUCAGUGACAUGACUACUGUAAUUUGCUUGGAUGAUUACCACUCACUUGACAGAACAGGAAGGAAAGAGAAGGGAGUCACUGCUCUUGACCCAAAAGCAAACAACUUUGAUCUCAUGUAUGAGCAGGUCAAGGCCCUCAAGGAGGGAAUUGCUGUUGAGAAGCCUAUAUACAACCAUGUCACUGGUCUCUUAGAUCCACCUGAGCUUAUCAAGCCUCCCAAGAUCCUGGUCAUUGAAGGACUGCACCCAAUGUUCGAUCCUCGUGUAAGGGAACUCCUGGACUUCAGUAUCUACUUGGAUAUCAGCAAUGAGGUCAAGUUUGCAUGGAAAAUUCAGAGGGACAUGGCAGAACGUGGGCACAGUCUUGAAAGUAUUAAAGCUAGCAUUGAAGCCCGAAAGCCGGAUUUCGAUGCAUACAUUGACCCACAGAAGCAAUAUGCAGAUGCAGUGAUUGAAGUCCUGCCCACCCAACUUAUCCCUGAUGAUAAUGAAGGGAAGGUUCUGAGGGUUCGGUUGAUAAUGAAAGAAGGGGUCAAGUUUUUCAGCCCAGUUUACCUAUUUGAUGAGGGCUCCACUAUUUCCUGGAUACCCUGUGGCAGGAAACUGACUUGCUCAUAUCCUGGCAUCAAAUUCUUCUAUGGCCCGGAGACUUACUAUGGCCAUGAGGUGUCUGUGUUGGAGAUGGAUGGGCAAUUUGACAGAUUAGAUGAACUUAUUUAUGUGGAGAGCCAUCUGAGCAACCUCUCUACAAAAUUCUACGGUGAGGUUACACAGCAAAUGUUGAAACAUGCAGAUUUCCCAGGUAGUAACAAUGGGACAGGUCUCUUCCAAACCAUAAUUGGAUUGAAGAUAAGAGACCUUUUCGAGCAGAUUGUCGCUAGCAAGGCCGCAGCUCCAUUAGAAGCAACCAAAGCCUAAUAAAAUGGACUUAGUGCGGAGUCAGCGCAAUCAUCCUUCACGGUUUUUUUCUCUUCAUCUUCAUCGAGUGUAAGCCCCUCAUUACAUUGAGAACACUCUUUAUGUAUUUCUUGUUGUAACCUUGUGGAGAUUUGUAACAUAAAGGAGCAAAGGAGAUAUGAAAUGCUGUUCAUAAGAUCAAACACAUUUCAUUUGGAAGCGUUGUUGGUACCUUUGGGUCAAAUGUCUACAAUGACUUCAAUUCCAUUUUUUUCCAACUUGGAUGUACUCAAUGCAAUCUGGGUGAACACAA